This is a messenger RNA of Penicillium lagena, 1329 nucleotides long. Its product is annotated as GIY-YIG nuclease family protein. The transcript has a single exon. NCBI's taxonomy places the organism in Eukaryota, Fungi, Ascomycota, Eurotiomycetes, Eurotiales, Aspergillaceae. The record is from RefSeq and is a predicted model, not a curated record. The coding region runs from base 1 to 1329 and encodes 442 amino acids.
AUGACCACCUCCGUGCCAAUCUUUUGCUCCUUAACAGAUUUAGUGGAUUGGACUCAUGGCACUCCUCCAUCUUUACAAUGCGCCUACCUAGUGAAGCACGGGAGCCCAUGCAAGAACAAAAUUAGCCAGACGAAAUCUCAAUUUGCCCGAUCCCUCUUUGCGAGUCACCUCGUUAAUCUCACUGCACCUGGGAGAUGCAUUUUGACAACGGCAAUCCACCAGUCCCAGAUUUUUCAGGAACUCGCCGACAACCACGUUUGUAAAACCCAUGGAAGACACCUAUCUGCAGCUACUCGACAGUGGCAGCGUGAAUUCUAUACAACAAGGACUCAAGUGAUUUCCAGGCUGGAGAGAUACUACAACCUUGAGAUUGAUGAUACACAUCCUGAAGAUGAAAUUGGAGACGAGGAACAGCCCUUCCCGCAUGGAUCCAAUGGGAGGGAAGGUGAGGUACAGGAUGAGAAAUACGCAUCCGAAGCGGAAGAGGAUGUCUCAAUCCUGUCUAGUCAAUCACCGUCCCAAAUCAGGGCUAUACGCCGCUCAUUAACCUUCGACGAAAACGAGGUGGCCAAAUAUGUCACCUGGGUUCUGAGGCAACGUGUUGAGGGCAAUGCCGCAAAAUACGGAUGGGUCUAUGUCAUACGCCCUUGUAACCUAUCCGGAAAAUUCAAGAUUGGCUAUACUCUAGAUAAUCCUCAUCAAGGUCGUCUCAAAUAUCACAAGAAUUGUUACGGGGAUUUCGACGUGAUCAAGACAAAGCUCACCCCAUAUGCCUUUCGUGUGGAACAACUACUCCUUGCAGAAUUCUCGAACAGGCAAUAUACGCUGGAAGAUGUCUGUCCGAAACACAGGACCCGUCACAAAGAGCUGCUUGAUAUUGACCAAGCAAAUUUACUCGAAAGUUUGAAAAAAUGGGUCGACUUCGCCAAGUCCCCUUCUUACGAUAAAAAUUCAGGAAAGUUGUUGGCUGAGGCUAUAUCAAAGCUUCCUCCUCCAUCUUCAAAAGAAUAUCUCAAAUGCGGGCGACCGCGCCGUCGAGUCUCUACAAAUCCGACACCACUGAAAAAGCAAGGAGACCAGAAUUUUCAGGUCACACCGCCGCCGGCUUUGACCUUCAGGGAUCCCACGUCGACCGCCAAGUCGUGUCAGGUUGAUGCGGUCGAGCUAGAUCCUGAUGAACUAUUAUCAAAGCUCGAGGAUUUUGAGAUCUCAUCUUCAGCUAAUGAUGACAAAUAUGAGAAUAAUUUCGAGCGUGAUAAGGAGGACGAUGAGGAGGAGGAUGUUGAUGAGGGAAAUGAUAAUGCGAGUUCAACAUCGAGCAGGUGGUAG